Helobdella robusta is the source of this 414-nucleotide messenger RNA. RefSeq lists its product as hypothetical. The transcript is spliced from 5 exons. Bases 1 to 414 code for a protein of 137 amino acids. Lineage: Eukaryota; Metazoa; Annelida; Clitellata; Rhynchobdellida; Glossiphoniidae. The record is from RefSeq and is a predicted model, not a curated record.
AUGUGCCAAAGUCGGCAAGGCUGUAACAUGGCGAAUUUUAAGGAGAUUUUAAGAGCCUGCUCCGUCAUCUUCAUCAUAAUGGUUAUUUUCAAAGUCGCCAUCAUCAUCAAGAUUCUCAGCAUCAUCAUCUUCGUCAUCCUCUUCAUCGUCAUAGUCAACCUAUCCUGGCUUAUCAUCGUGUCAUCUGCCGAGGAUUCAAAUGAGACUCCUGAGUCACAUCUGCUUAUGGUCCAGCGUCUGUUAUUUGAGACUGCAAGCAUCGGAGUGCACGUCAACAUCUACAACAUCAACAAGAACAACAACAAAAUUACACUAGCAGUCAUGAAAAUGAGAAUGUUUAAAUCUAAAGCCCCACACAACGCAUUACACGUGACAGGCGGGGAUCUCUUUGCGAUCGAACCAGGUUACCGCUAA